AUGACGGCCAGAUGCGAUGGGAAGGAUAUGCAAGGCACGGUCGUAGUGGUCGACAGCUUGGGACCGUCGUUAUGUGGCAGAGACACAAUCAAGGCUUUCAAUGAAAUCGGAGUGCCCAUGCUGACAAACGUCGUCGCGAGCGUGCAACCGAUCAAGUUCAACGGACCCAGCACGGGACUCGACGCCCUACUCAGCGAAUAUGCUGACGUCUUUGCUCGAGGUCUCGGAUUGUGCAAGGGACCUCCGGUGACAUUCCAGUUGAAAGAAAACGUGGUUCCGCGGUUUUUCAAGGCCCGGACUGUACCUUACGCCUUGAGGGACAAGAUGUCUGAUGCGCUGGAUCAGCUAGUAGCCCAAGACGUCCUUACGCCUGUGAAAACCGCCGAGUGGGCCACACCAGUCGUACCCGUUCUAAAGAAGGAUGGGUCGCUCAGAAUUUGCGGAGAUUUUCGGAUGACGGUCAAUGCGGCCACUGCGACGGAGCAGUACCCGUUACCACGAGUGGAGGACAUUUUUGCGAAACUGAAUGGCGGGGAAGUUUUCACGACGUUGGACCUGCGCCAGGCCUACAACCAGCUGCCAUUGGAUGAGCACGCUCAGAAGAUAGCAGUCUUGAACACUCAAAAAGGUCUUUUUUGUUUUAAACGGCUGCCUUUUGGCGUAAGUUCUGCACCGGCCGUGUUUCAGAGACGGAUGGACGCGCUUCUGAGCGAUAUUCCAGGAGUACAGGUGUAUCUGGAUGAUAUUAUCGUCGCGGAAAAGCGAAGUGACAUGUCACGGCUGCGGAAAGUCCUGCAGAGAUUGCGAGAAUAUGGUCUACGGCUGCACAAGGAAAAAUGCAAAUUUCGGCAAGGCGAGGUCACCUUUCUCGGCCAUCGUAUCGACGCUAAAGGACUGCGGCCAAAAGACGAGAACAUCAAGGCCGUUCGCGAAGCCCCAGAGCCCACUUCGGUGAGUGAACUCAAAGCAUUUUUAGGUCUUGUGAACUAUUACGGCAAAUUCUUGCCGAGCCUGGCGACCGUGCUCGCUCCGCUAUACGCCCUUCUCGCCAAAGGUGCCAAGUGGCAGUGGAAGCAGGAACACAAAGAAUCUUUUCGGAAAGUUAAGGAGGCAAUGGAGGACUCCCAGUUUUUGGCCCAUUUUGAUCCUGAUAAGCCGUUGAGGCUGGAGUGUGAUGCGUCACCA
Messenger RNA from Rhipicephalus sanguineus (brown dog tick), 1185 nucleotides. RefSeq lists its product as uncharacterized. The annotation marks the transcript as partial. The record is from RefSeq and is a predicted model, not a curated record. Lineage: Eukaryota; Metazoa; Arthropoda; Arachnida; Ixodida; Ixodidae. The transcript has a single exon.